AUGAGGGAAAAGUCGGAAUGCUUAGCAAAACGACUAGGAGAAUUCUUUCAAACCAAGUACGACUGGGAUUUGCUAGCGGCGCGAAGUAUAUGGGCGUUUGGUCCUGAUGCCACGGGUCCGAAUAUCCUGGUCGACGAUACUUUACCAUCGGAAGUGGAUAAAACGUUAUUGAACAGCGCUCGCGACGCCAUUAUUCAAGGUUUCCAAUGGGGUACUCGAGAAGGCCCCCUGUGCGAGGAACCGAUUCGAAACGUAAAGUUCAAAAUUUUGGACGCCGUAAUCGCGCAGGAACCUCUCCAUCGUGGAGGUGGUCAAAUAAUUCCAACCGCCAGGAGAGUAGCCUAUUCCGCCUUCCUCAUGGCAACGCCCAGGCUGAUGGAGCCCUAUUUGUUCGUGGAGGUUCAAGCGCCUGCGGACUGCGUUUCGGCGGUGUAUACCGUGUUGGCUAAAAGGAGAGGUCACGUGACUCAAGACGCUCCCGUUCCCGGAAGUCCCCUAUACACCAUCAAAGCGUUCAUUCCGGCAAUCGAUAGCUUCGGUUUCGAGACCGACUUGCGAACCCACACGCAAGGCCAGGCAUUCUGUCUGUCCGUGUUUCACCACUGGCAAAUCGUACCUGGUGACCCGUUGGACAAGAGUAUCACGAUUCGUCCUCUCGAGCCACAACCAGCCACACAUUUAGCUAGAGAAUUUAUGUUGAAAACCAGAAGGCGGAAGGGACUCUCGGAGGACGUGUCCAUCAACAAGUUCUUCGACGAUCCUAUGUUGCUCGAAUUAGCCAGACAAGACGUUUUACUCAAUUAUCCCCUAUAAAUGA
Messenger RNA from Eufriesea mexicana, 817 nucleotides. RefSeq names its product 116 kDa U5 small nuclear ribonucleoprotein component-like. Lineage: Eukaryota; Metazoa; Arthropoda; Insecta; Hymenoptera; Apidae. Gene Ontology annotation, biological process: mRNA splicing, via spliceosome. The transcript is spliced from 3 exons. Gene Ontology annotation, cellular component: cytosol; U4/U6 x U5 tri-snRNP complex; U2-type catalytic step 2 spliceosome. Gene Ontology annotation, molecular function: GTP binding; U5 snRNA binding; GTPase activity. The record is from RefSeq and is a predicted model, not a curated record. The coding region runs from base 1 to 813 and encodes 270 amino acids.